Megalobrama amblycephala (Wuchang bream) is the source of this 1843-nucleotide messenger RNA. Its product is annotated as transmembrane protein 121. Bases 610 to 1560 code for a protein of 316 amino acids. The record is from RefSeq and is a predicted model, not a curated record. The transcript is spliced from 2 exons. NCBI's taxonomy places the organism in Eukaryota, Metazoa, Chordata, Actinopteri, Cypriniformes, Xenocyprididae.
AUCCGACUGCAUCUGCAUUCACAGGACAAAGAACCACACGCACACAUGAACCUCUGAGGUGAUCACCAGCACACCAUGGCGGUUUAACACUACAGUAAGUGGAUUCCCAUCUAACAUAACUUACCUUCUGUAAGUUUUUGCCUGAAGCACAAAAAGUGAUUUUAGCUUUAGUUUAAUUUUUUUUCCUGAGCUGCAAUCAAACCCCCCCCCCCUCUGAAACGUCCACAGCAGCCUUUACUGCACACUCCAAACUUAAGUGGAUUACGUCUGAGGCAUUUUGGGAUUUUUAGGGGCUGUAAUUUGAAAAGACAUGCCUGACCGCAGGAUUCAACACAACCAGGGAAGAACUGCGUGUGUUUCCUGUCGCUUUUCAUAUGGAUUACAGCUCUAAUUUGGUCUCAUCGAGCACACACACACACUCAUGAGGACGGUCCACAGCUCGUCAUUAUGAUGAACUUCACACAGAGGAGAAACUAGUGAAUCCUGGACCUCAGCCAUGGGAGCAGCAGCAGGCGGGAGAACAGUCUGAGCCGUCACAAACCCAGAGCCUCCCCAAACCGGCCAAUCAGGGAAGCGGUUGGAAGGGUCCGCCGUCCCGCCCGUGGCAGGAUGGUGCCGCCCCCUCCCACCAACAAGCCACACGUUUGCUUGUCCACCAUCAUCAUCAUGAGCAGCAUGGCACUGAUGGACGCCUACCUCGUCGAGCAGAAUCACGGCCCGCGAAAGAUCGGCAUCUGCAUCAUGGUGACCGUCGGCGACCUCUGUUUCCUCAUCGUGCUGCGAUACGUCGCGGUGUGGGUGGGGGCUGAGGUGAGGACGGCAAAACGAGGCUACGCCAUGAUACUUUGGUUCCUUUACAUUUUCGUCUUGGAGAUUAAGGUGUAUUUUGUUUACCAGAACUACAAGGCUGACCGUAAAAGCCUGGACGCCUUGGCUCGGAAAGCUCUGACGCUCCUGCUGUCCAUCUGUAUUCCCGUGUUGUUCGUAAUCCUGGUCGCUAUCGACCACAUGGAGUACGUGAAGGCUUUCAAGAAGAAGGAGGAGAUCAGAAACCGUUUGUUCUGGGUGGUGGUGGAUCUGUUGGACGUUUUGGACAUCCAGGCCAACCUGUGGGAGCCGCAAAAGAAAGGGCUUCCUCUUUGGGCGGAGGGACUGAUGUUUUUCUACUGUUAUAUUCUUCUUUUAGUGCUGCCCUGCGUGUCUCUGAGUGAGAUCAGCAUGCAAGGCAUCAACAUCAGUCCUCACAAGAUGAUGCUCUACCCCAUUCUGAGUUUGGUCACUAUUAACAUCGUCACUCUCUUCAUCCGUGGAGGGAAUAUGCUCCUCUAUAAGGACAACAGAGUGUCUGGGAUACUCAUGGCCAAGAACAUCCUAGCCAUCGUUCUGAAGACGUGCAGCUUUGUGCAGUACAGGAAACAGUUGCAGAGCGCCCCCCCUGGGUUUGGAAUGGAAUUACAGAAGAACUCUGUGCCGUCCGGUCGAUCUGUACAGACGCCUCCUCAGGUAACGCUACAGGAGCAAACGCCGCUGCCAGAGGUCACCACGUGUGAACAUACGUGACCUAGAAUCUGGGGACUCGCCGGCAAGGACACAAUAUCUCUGAUGAAACAAUGUGGAUGUAUGCUACAUAUUGUGAGCUUAAUUAUUUUCAUCCAAGAGAAAUACAAGUGGAGCAUAACAGUAUGAAGGCAGUUGGUAAUUGCAUAAUGCAAAACUUUCUUUCUUACAUAUAUUUGAAAGCAUACUAUUCCACCUUUCUAAAUAUGUCAAUGGUCGAACUCUAGACUUUAAAGGGUUAGUUCACCCAGAAAUGAAAAUUCUGUCAUUUAUUACUCAGCCUCAU